This is a messenger RNA of Cylindrotheca closterium, 705 nucleotides long. NCBI's taxonomy places the organism in Eukaryota, Bacillariophyta, Bacillariophyceae, Bacillariales, Bacillariaceae. The record is from the annotation of a GenBank genome assembly.
AUGGCACUUUCUACUUUCCCACGUUCAGAAUCUUCCCACUUUUUCAUUUUCUCCUUUUUCAGCAGAGCAGCUAUGGAUAUCAUCAUUGGGCAAAACAACAAGGCUGUUGCUUUCUUGAGAAACCAAGAGGUCUCGAAGGCCUCCGAAGCCUUGUCAGCAGCGCUAAAGUGCCUCCGAUCACUCCAGUGUGUAGCACCACACAGUAUGGAUUGUUGUGAUGAGCGGUAUGCUCAUUCUGACUAUUUGGAUCGAAGCAUGCUUCUCUCGAAGGUUGAUGAGUCGAACACCGAGGCAAACAAUGAGGAAUUCAUCUACAGGCAUGGCAUUAUUCUCCACAGUGAGGUCGCCGAUGCUGAUAUUAUCACAACCAUUCUUCUCUUCAAUACCGCGAUUGCUUACCAUAUGCUUGCAAUCGAACAGCGGCGACAUCAAGUCCUGCAGAAAGCAAGACGAUUGUACGAGCUGGCUUACAACGCAUGUGGUGAUUUGGAUGAUAACAUUUUGUUUCAGUUUGUUGUGAUCAACAACAUUUUCAUCAUCGAUCGAAAGCUGGGAAACAAGAAGGCGAUGCCAAAUGACUGCUUGGCACACUUGCUCUCAUUGUUCAUGAUUUUGGUGGAUCAAGGGCAUGAGAUGCAUUUGCGCCAUGUACAAGGCUUCCUGGUGAAUCUUCCAUCCACUGCUGACGCCGCAGUUGCAGCAUAG